GUUACUACAUGUGUACUCUUCCAUUACAAAAUUUAUUGUCACACUGAGAGAAGAAAUAUAAAGUCGACCGCCCCUCUGUCGGCAUUGCAUGUGUUAAGAAGGAGCGAUUCUUGGGGAUUAGAACCUGUCAAUUCCUUCAGCUAAUUAAAGACUUUGGGCAUAGAAGCAUCAAUCAACGUUAUGUCAUCCUGUUCCUAGAUUACAUCGAACCCCCUGUUGAAAAAAUCACACACAGAAGACCUUCUCCGAAUGCUUACAGUGAAGGCGAUGAUUUACACAUAUUUACAGACGCUGUGUCCAGUAGUAUUUGUUGUCAUGAUUUUGGUGUCGAAUCCUAUAGAUGGAAACCAUCAAGGUUGGUUGUCCCAGGCAACGUGCCCUUGCAAACCAGCAGGGACACUAGCAAGAACUGUUUUGAAACUUUAUAGAGGACUUUUUGUGAAGCCAACGGAAGUGUACGACCUUCCGGUUAUAAAGCCAGUUGGAGGUAGGAGUGAGACUCAAGGGAAUUUAACAACAUAUACUGUUCACACAGUAACAAGCAAAGAAAAGAAAAUACCCUCUUGUUGUAAUACGGAGUAUGCAUUCGAAAUAUUUAACAAAACUGACUUCAACAAAAGAAUUUUGAAAGUGGUUCAUUUUCAAAACGCCUAUCAGUUUGUUCCCACUGGAAUAUGUCCGCCAAAGACAAAGUGUGGACAAGGAGAUUGCAUACAGAGAUACCGCCACCACUGGCUUCUUGUCUGGGACGAUACAUUACAGCAUUACCCCCCUGUGACAUUUAUUCCGGUAGAAAUCCCCUCUCAUUGUGAAUGUGCCAAUGUCGGAUCCUAAAGUAGAUGUAAAAUGGUUCGACAAUAUUUAGUGAGAGAGUGUUUCGUUUGCCUUAAAUUAUUUUCACCGUCAAUGGCAUUAGAAUUCAUGAGGAGUCUUUGUUCUUCUUAUAACUGGCUCGAUUUCAUGUAUCAGUGUUAUAAAACAGUGGAUAUUUGCAAAAAAACAUGUUUAAUUUUAUAGAUGUAUGUGUAAUUUUGUGUUCUUUUUUACGGACAGUAAACCCGGUGUUCUAUAUUUUUGCUUAAUUAUAAAAACAUGUUAUAU
Messenger RNA from Saccostrea cuccullata (small rock oyster), 1101 nucleotides. RefSeq lists its product as uncharacterized. The transcript is spliced from 5 exons. Lineage: Eukaryota; Metazoa; Mollusca; Bivalvia; Ostreida; Ostreidae. The record is from RefSeq and is a predicted model, not a curated record. The coding region runs from base 250 to 834 and encodes 194 amino acids.